Messenger RNA from Aptenodytes forsteri (emperor penguin), 1553 nucleotides. RefSeq names its product sphingolipid transporter 2 (gene SPNS2). The record is from RefSeq and is a predicted model, not a curated record. Lineage: Eukaryota; Metazoa; Chordata; Aves; Sphenisciformes; Spheniscidae. The transcript has 15 exons. Gene Ontology annotation, biological process: transmembrane transport; sphingosine-1-phosphate receptor signaling pathway; lipid transport. Gene Ontology annotation, cellular component: membrane. Bases 1 to 1446 code for a protein of 481 amino acids. Gene Ontology annotation, molecular function: transmembrane transporter activity; sphingolipid intramembrane carrier activity.
AUGGCCAUCAGCCCUGCUGAGAGGCUGUCUCAGGAAGAGUGGUGCCUGUUAGCUGCUCAUGGCUAUUUUGAGAUCCUCCUGGGACAUAGUGUGAUCCUGGCAGUCCCAGAAGCUGAGAUAUUUAUGGUUGAAGGCACUGAGUUUCUUGUCUCUGUUUUCCUUGCAGGUGUGUUACUAGACAUCCAGCAGCACUUUGGAGUCAAAGACAGUGGGGCUGGCUUAUUACAGACAGUUUUCAUCUGUAGUUUCAUGGUUGCGGCGCCUAUCUUUGGUUACCUUGGUGACCGUUUCAACAGAAAGAUCAUUCUCAGCUGUGGGAUCUUCUUCUGGUCAGCUGUCACUUUUUCAAGCUCCUUCAUCACUGAACAGUAUUUCUGGCUUCUUGUGCUCUCACGAGGUUUGGUUGGCAUCGGUGAAGCAAGUUACUCCACUAUUGCACCAACCAUCAUAGGAGACCUUUUCACCAAAAACACAAGGACCCUUAUGCUGUCUGUUUUCUACUUUGCAAUUCCUCUUGGCAGUGGCUUGGGAUACAUCACUGGGUCAAGUGUGAAGCAGGUUGCUGGAGACUGGCACUGGGCGUUGCGGGUAUCUCCACUCCUGGGAAUGAUAACAGGGACACUCAUCUUGAUAUUUGUACCUGCUGCUAAAAGAGGAAACGUUGAACAACUUGGGGGACAGCUGAAGGCUCGGACCUCAUGGCUGAGAGACAUGAAAGCACUGAUUAGAAACCGCAGCUACGUGUUCUCAUCAUUGGCCACCUCAGCUGUCUCCUUUGCCACAGGGGCACUUGGCAUGUGGAUCCCUCUCUACCUUCACAGAGCACAGGUCGUGCAGAAGACAGCAGAGACCUGCAGCUCACAGCCCUGCAGCACCAAAGAUAGCUUGAUCUUCGGAGCAAUCACAUGCUUCACUGGUUUCCUGGGUGUAAUCACAGGGGCUGGGGCAACCAAAUGGUGCCGGUUAAAAACCCAGCGAGCUGAUCCUCUUGUCUGUGCUGUUGGCAUGCUAGGAUCAGCCAUCUUCAUCUGUCUGAUCUUCGUUGCUGCCAAGAGCAGCAUUGUGGGAGCCUAUAUUUGCAUUUUUAUCGGAGAAACUCUUCUGUUUUCAAACUGGGCUAUCACAGCAGACAUACUAAUGUAUGUGGUCAUUCCAACGCGCCGUGCAACCGCAGUGGCCUUGCAGAGUUUCAUUUCACACCUCCUGGGAGAUGCUGGCAGUCCUUAUCUGAUUGGAUUUAUCUCAGACCUGAUACGACAAAGCACAAAGGAGUCCCCAGUCUGGGAGUUCCUCAGCUUGGGGUAUGCACUCAUGCUCUGCCCGUUUGUCGUUGUCCUAGGAGGGAUGUUUUUCCUGGCCACAGCCCUCUUCUUCCUAAGUGACCGAGCCAAAGCUGAACAACAGGUGAAUCAACUUGUGAUGCCACCAGCCUCUGUGAAAGUCUGAGACGUUGCCAGUGAAGGAAAUGACAUAUGGACUGCUGCUCCCACCACCACCGCACCAAUCUCAAGCUCGAAGCCCUUCCGUACUGAAAACCAGUGGAUCCUUCAGCU